This is a messenger RNA of Panicum virgatum (switchgrass), 1976 nucleotides long. RefSeq lists its product as uncharacterized. Gene Ontology annotation, cellular component: chloroplast. Lineage: Eukaryota; Viridiplantae; Streptophyta; Magnoliopsida; Poales; Poaceae. The transcript has a single exon. The record is from RefSeq and is a predicted model, not a curated record. Gene Ontology annotation, biological process: regulation of DNA-templated transcription; chloroplast organization. Bases 145 to 1332 code for a protein of 395 amino acids. Gene Ontology annotation, molecular function: double-stranded DNA binding.
ACACUGGACGGUUAGAUCCUCUAAAAAAAAUGGACUUGCACGGUAGAUUGAUCGAAUUUUUGGUUUCACAGGGUACACAACCACACUUCAUGGUCCCUUGCCUGGCUCUCCCUCCUUGUUCCUGGGUGCCCAGCCGAGGGAUCCAUGACGCUGCGGCCGCUCGCCCGCCGCGCCCUCCACCGCGUCCACCUACCUCCGCCGCCGCUCGCAUCCUUCUCAUCCGGCAUCCGAGGCCACAUCUUCCUCCGCCUCUCCACCUCCUCGUCUGACCAGCCGCACUUCAUCGUCGACUACCUCGUCUCCACCUGUGGCCUCCCGCCGGACAAGGCCGCCAAGGCGGCGCCGCGGUUCGCGCACCUCAGCUCCCCGGCCCGUCCCGACGCCGCGCUGGCCUUCCUCCGCUCGCGGGGGCUCACCCGCGCGCAGGCCCGCGCCGUCGUGUCCUGGAACCCCGCGGUGCUCCUCAGCGACGUGGACGCCACCAUCGCGCCCAAGUUCCGCGCCGUGCGGGCGCUGGGCCUCACCCGCGCCGAGGCCGCGCGCCUCUUCGCGCUCUACCCGGCCGCGCUCACCAUGGGCGUCCACACCACCCUCCUCCCGCGCCUCCUGCUCUGGCUCGACCUCCUCGGGUCCGCCAGGUUACUGAUGAAAUGGCUCGCCAAGACGUGGCUGCUCAGGAACAGCGUCGACGCGCUCCUGCAGAACCUCGACGCGCUCCGGGGCCACGGCGUCCCCGAGGCGCGCCUCGCCGCCACGGUGCGCCUGAAGCCGUCGCUCAUCAUGCAGUCGCCCGCCAAGCUCCGGGCGCUCGCCGCGCGCGUCGACGCCUGCGGGGUGCCGCGCGGCUCCGGGAUGUACGCGUGGGCGCUCCUGACGCUGCACAACGUCAGCGACGCCGCGUUCCGGGCCAAGAGGGCCGCCGUGAUGCGCGGGACCGGGUGCACGGAGCAGGAGUUCCUCGCCAUGUUCCGCCGCGCGCCGUGCUUCCUGUUCAUGUCCGCCGAGCUGCUGCGCCGCAAGGUGGAGUUCCUGGUGGGCACCGUCGGGUGCGGCGCGGACCACAUCGUCAGGGACCCCGUGCUGCUGACGCUCAGCCUCAGCAAGCGGAUGGUGCCUCGGUGCCGCGCCAUCGAGGCCUUGAAGGCCAGAGGCGUGGACAUCGGCAAGGAGCGGCUGGUGAACAUCGUGAGAGCUUCGGAGGCCAGGUUUGUGGAGAGGUAUAUACUGAGGUAUAGCGAUCAGGCGCCCGAACUCCUCGAGAUGUAUCCUCUUGAUCACUGCAAGCGGAGCUCGCGUGGUGAUUGCUCCACCAUUGCCAGCAGCUGCAGCUAGCAGGGUGAUGGAUUUAACAUUUUGUUCUGACUCCUGCGUAAUGUGUGUUGAGGUUCAGAUUUGGAGGUUGGCAUUGACAUUGUUUAAAGAUGAUUCGAGCAGAACAGAAGCUGAUAAAAGCAUGUUCUAUUUGCAAUACAGAGGCAUAUGUGUAAACAAUUAAGCGUGCUGCACUGUCAUUUGGUUCUGAGCUUCUGGCUUUGCCGUUAGCUGCUGCUUCGUAUUCUGAAUGAGUUGAAAUAGCAACAUUCUUCGCUGGCCCGUUUAACUGUGCCGGCAUGGUUUCGCUGACAUACCUACCUAAUCUCAAGUUGUAACUCUUUUUCUGUCAUCACUUGGCUCUGUCACUUGUCAUCCCGUCCCCUCUUUUUUUUCCUGCAACUUUCAAGACGAAGUUCGGCAGACACAGGUGCUGAAGUAAGGCAUUUGGAGAUGAAUUCUUGACGAGCUGGAACAUCAUCACAACACUGCUACGCACAAUUUCACAAUGCCGCAGAAAAAAAAAACAAGAUUACGAACAGAACGACGCUAAAUUACAUUCCCUUGAGUCUCUACCAAAACAUAGUUUCAGUUGCAGUACGUAGCGAAGUGUUCAGCAUCAGCAGAAUAGGUCAGCUAACCUAAUACGUCCGUUAAAAAAAAAA